AUGGCGGAACUUGAGGAGGCGUCAGUGGCUCUCGUGAAACUUGCCCAGCAAGACUCUUUUGCGGAAGAUCUACGUUCAAUCCGCGCCACCGGGCAAGUGAAGACUUCGUCCAAACUGAAAGCGCUCUCUCUGGUACUCGUUGAUGGAGUUCUAUGCACCCUAGGACGCCUCAGCAACGCAGGCAUAUCGUAUGCUCAAAAGCAGAAAAUGAUUUUGGACAACAACCAUCCGUUCACGCUACUAGUCGUGCGAUACUAUCACCUGAAUCGACUGCACGCGGGCCCCAGGCUUCUCACCGCCACCAUUCAUUUGAAGUUCGGGCCUCUCCGACUACGAAAGCUCGUGCGCAAGGUAAUGCACGAAUGCGUCAACUGUUUCCGCAGCCGACCCGGCUUAAGCGAGCAAAUUAUGGCAGAUUUACCAUCGGUUCGAGUAACGCUAACUUUACCGUUCCUGAACACCGGAGUGGACUUUUGCGGUCCGUUCUAUUUCCGGCCGGUUUCGAGAAAGGCUGCCCCACAGAAGGCGUUUGUAGCAGUUUUUGUUUGCCUGUCAACCAAGGCAAUACAUUUGGAGUUGGUAGGCAUCCUAUCCACGGAUUCGUUCAUCGCUUCCUUGAAGAGAUUCGCUGCUCGUCGAGGGGUGUCGAAAACCAUAUCUUGCGACAACGGCACCAAUUUCGUCAGCACUCAACGGACACUCAACGAAUUUAUACAGCUGUUCCGGUCUCAGCAGAGCCGCUUGGGCAUAAUUCGACAAUGCUCUGCCGAGGGCAUCCAGUUUUCCUUCAUUCUUCCUCGAUCGCCGCACUUCGGUGGUAUCUGGGAAGCCGCGGUUAAAUCCUUAAAAACGCACCUUCGUCGCACACUGGUCAACGCCUUGAUCACCGCCGAGCAAUUCCAGACGCUCCUUACGCAAAUAGAGGCGCUGCUCAACUCUCGGCCGCUGACGCAGCUGAGUAACUCGCCGGAGGACUUGGACGUUCUCACUCCUGGCCAUUUCUUGGUACACCGGCCUCUAACGUCAAUUCCCGAACCCUCCUAUGAAGAGCUACCCAGCAAUCGGCUUUCGCAGUGGCAGCAAAUUCAGGAAUAUCUCCGUCGCCUGUGGAAACGAUGGCCGACGGAAUACUUAUCAGGACUUCAACAGCGUACCCGUUGGACACGGGAACGAGACAACAUCCAAGUUGGAACGAUGGUGCUGAUUCGUGAGGACAACCUCCCGCCGCAGAAGUGGCGUUUCAGUCGGGUGGUUGAAAUAUUCCCGGGCAGCGAUGGGCUCAUCAGAAUUGUCAGCGUCCGCACCAAUGAUGGAGUCUACAGACGGGCAAUCACACGAGUUUGUGUCUUGCCGAUUCCGGAUAACCAUCCAGAAUACGAUGCUGCAGCGUUCCUGGUGCCAGCAACACAAGCGACGUCGCAUGGGAGGGGACCUUAA
Molecule: messenger RNA, 1437 nt
Organism: Aedes albopictus (Asian tiger mosquito)
Lineage: Eukaryota; Metazoa; Arthropoda; Insecta; Diptera; Culicidae
Exons: 1
Coding region: 1-1437 (478 amino acids)
Biological process (GO): DNA integration
Molecular function (GO): nucleic acid binding
Source: RefSeq, a predicted model, not a curated record